AACUUAAGAGAGGAAAAAAAAAACGAGCCAGAGACUCAAAUUCGUUGGGAGAUGUGGGCCUUUUGGGUGCUCACUCUCGCCCUGUCUGUGCAGGGCUCAGAAAACGGCAACGACGCGGCGGUAGAGGAGAAGCCGGUUAUCGCCAGGGGUAAACUUCUGGCUCCCAGCGUGGUUGGAUGAAGCAUAAAGAAGCUGCCCGAGCUCCAUCACUUCCUCAUGGAGCGAUGGGCAUUAUACCACAACUUGGAAUAUGAUUCAUCGGAGGAAAAGAAUCCCCGUCUGAUAUUUUAUAAUGAGAAGGAUGAGGUCGUUCAGACGGUUCCUGUGAAGAAGAUGAAGGCGGAGGACAUCAGUAGCCUGCUGGACUCACUGGGUUUCUACAAGAGGUCCCAGAAAGGGGAGGAGGUUCCCGAGGAGUUCAAGCAUUUCCCCCUGCACGCCCCCAGGGACGAGCUCUGAGGACACCUAGUGGUCAGCCCCUCUGCUGCACCCCCACGGUCUCAUAAUGACGACUGGGGCCCCAAGGCUGAUGCCGAGCAAGCCAGGCCCCAGUCCGAGGACUCAGACCGGGGUGCAGCUCUGCAAGGGGUCGCCGCUGUUACAAGUGUAACUCUGAUCAAGCGCUGAAUUCAAACAGAAGUUGUAAUAAAUGUUAAUAUUUCGG
This is a messenger RNA of Lampris incognitus (smalleye Pacific opah), 664 nucleotides long. It is a transcript of the gene selenoe, whose product is annotated as selenoprotein e. The record is from RefSeq and is a predicted model, not a curated record. NCBI's taxonomy places the organism in Eukaryota, Metazoa, Chordata, Actinopteri, Lampriformes, Lampridae. The transcript has 4 exons.